Messenger RNA from Prionailurus viverrinus (fishing cat), 1766 nucleotides. RefSeq names its product flagellum associated containing coiled-coil domains 1 (gene FLACC1). Gene Ontology annotation, cellular component: sperm fibrous sheath; outer dense fiber; cytoplasm. The record is from RefSeq and is a predicted model, not a curated record. The transcript is spliced from 16 exons. Bases 441 to 1766 code for a protein of 441 amino acids. NCBI's taxonomy places the organism in Eukaryota, Metazoa, Chordata, Mammalia, Carnivora, Felidae.
CCUGCCAUCUCCCAAGGACAAAUCUCACAACUCAAGGCCCAAGUCAAGAGAGUCUGAAUGAAAGGUUGACUUUCUCCUCUAGUUUGACUUUCAUGGCAAUACUGAAAGAUUCAAACCGGACUGUCUUUAGAAAGAAAAUUUGUGCUGACGCCCGUUCAGCCUUUGUAAAAGCCUUUGACUGAAUUCACUGCAAGUCUGUCUGUCUGCCCUACAUGUACUGCGGAUUUUCUGUUUUGGCAUUUCAAUCACUUGGAACAACCAAAGUCUCAAGUUCUGGAACUUCUGGAUUUCAUCUAAAAUGAAUGCUAAUUUUAUGUCGAUGAGGAACAGUUUCUCUAUAAAAUUGUGAUGUCUUUAAGACUCUUGACUUGGAAAAGGACCACAUGGGAGAAACAAAUCUUUGAGAAGUUCCAGGACCUCCUGAUCUAGCAGCUCCUACCAUGUACCCCAACCCUCUCAUCUACUGUACCUGCUGGGACCCUUGGAACUUGGGACCACGGAAGCUAAUCAAGACCCCUCAGCCACCAAGCAAGACCUCCACAGGGAAGCCCAAGCUAACUCCUCUUCCUUCAGCUGCAAAAAAACAAAAUUGUGUCCAACCCACAGCAAAACCUGUUGUUGCCCCAAAAGUGAGAAAUACAAUUCCAACAAAAUUAGUACCCAGGAGCUGCACUCUGACCCUUGGAGCAGUUCAGAGAGGGAAACUCCAUUUAGGAAAACAAGAGGAGAGCAAGAAACCACCUUAUGAAGUGAUAAACGUGUCACCUGGUUAUCGCCUCAUUCGAAAUAGGGAGCAGAUUUCCGUCACCUUGGGAGAUGAAAUGUUUGAUAAGAAAAAGCGGUCACAAUCAGAGAUCAUGGACAGAGUCCAGAUUUCCAGGACUGAUAUCAUUACUGACCUGCAAGAGCAGAUCUCAGAAUUGACAGUGAUCAUUGAGCAAAUGAACAGAGACCAUCAGUCUGCCCAGAAAUUGCUCUCCGAUGAAAUGGCUGUCCGCUGUGCUGAGAUGCAGCAGAACUUCGAAAACAAAAACAGAGAGCUCAAAGAGGCUCACGCAGCAGAGCUCAGUCAUUUGGAGAACAACUACAAAGCCACACUGAAGGCAGAGAAGCUGGCUGCCCAAGAAAAACUAGAUGAAAUGGGAAAGGAGUAUAAGUAUUUGAAGAAUAUGUUUCAUAUGUAUCAGGACAGCAUUUAUGAUGAAAUGGAAGAUAAGUGGUUGAAGAAGAAGGCAGAAUGGGAGAAGGAUGAGAAGUUGGAGCGGGAAAAGAUCCUGCUACAGCAAAAACAUAAUAUGACAAAAAGGUUUGAGUUAGAGUCAGAAGAAGCAAAGAAGAAAAUAAAUGACUCCUACAGUACCGUCUUUGAGAACUUCAAUCGAGAGAAGGAGGAGCUACUGAAACAACAUGAAAAGGACACCUUGCAAUUAGAGGAGCUGAGAAAGACCAAACAGGUCAUGGAGGAAGAGUUGAAUGCACAAUCUGUUAUCUUAGAAUCACUUAACACAACCCUCUACCAAACCCAGAUGGAACUCCAGAGAGAGAAAGCUACAGUGGGAAAUCUGGAGAAAACACUCCAGACCAAGCUUGCCGAGACUGAAGAAAAGUUUAAAUACACCAUACAGCUUCUGACAGAAGAAAACAUUCAUCUAAGGCCCAACCAACCUUACCAAAGAAGCGAAUCCUGGGACCCUCACAGUGGCAGCAGCUUCUUCACAGACCCCUGUUUCCUGAUGUUUCUAAAGAAAGAGCUUCAGAAGAACUGA